UCAAAGUCCCUCUUUCCCUGUUUCAUGUCUCCUAAAUUUGACAGCCCAGUUCAGACUCAAAUGGCUGUUGCAGUCCUUAACAGAUCUCUCAAUAAUGAGUACCAUGGUAUUAUGAGUAGCGAGGGAAGGCCUUCUUGGAGGCGGCGAGUGUUUGUCCAGACAGACACAGGCUGUGUCCUUGGAAUUGAACUGGAUCGUGGGGACAAUGCCCAUACAGUGAAGAGGAAACUGCAGGUGGCUCUUAAUGUACCCACUGAAGAAAGUUCACUUACGUAUGGUGAUCGUGUGCUGAAGAAUGACCUCAGUGAUGUUCGAAAUGAUUCCCCCUUACUCUUGACCAGGAACCUUAUUCAUAGAAGUUCUUCCACCCCUUGUUUAUCUCCAACUGGGAAGGAUCUCCAGCAUAGAGACAGGAGUGGCCCAAUUGAAAUAUUAGGAUGCCCAAGCCAUUGCUCAGUAGCAAAGCAGCUUGUUAAGAGUGUUGUGAAGGCCAUUAAAAGUGGUGUGGAUCCUAUACCUAUUCGUAACGGGCUUGGGGGUGCUUAUUAUUUCAGGAACUGUAAGGGUGAGAGUGUUGCCAUCGUAAAGCCAACUGAUGAAGAGCCAUUUGCACCAAAUAACCCAAAGGGAUUUAUUGGGAAAGCUCUUGGUCAGCCAGGCCUGAAGAAGUCAGUCCGAGUUGGGGAGACCGGCUUCAGGGAAGUUGCUGCUUUCCUUCUUGACCACGAUCACUUUGCAAAUGUCCCUCCUACAGUUCUUGUUAAGAUCACCCACUCAAUGUUUAAUGUGAAUGAAGUUGUUAGUGGAAAUAGCAGUAAGCCUCCAAAUAAUUAUAAGCGAAACCCUAUUAGCAAAAUUGCUUCAUUCCAGCAGUUCGUACCUCAUGACUACGAUGCCAGCGACCAUGGUACCUCAAGUUUUCCCGUUUCUUCCGUGCACAGGGUUGGAAUACUUGAUAUCAGGAUUUUCAACACAGAUAGGCAUGCUGGGAAUCUGCUGGUGAGAAAGCGCAAAAAUGGAUCUGGCAAGUUUGGUGGUGAAGUGGAUCUUACUCCCAUUGAUCAUGGUCUUUGCCUUCCGGAAACCUUGGAUGAUCCAUACUUUGAGUGGAUCCAUUGGCCUCAGUCGUCAAUCCCAUUCUCCAAUGAGGAGCUUGAAUACAUUGCCAACCUUGAUCCAGUGAGAGAUGCCGAGAUGCUUAGAAUGGAACUGCCAAUGAUCCGUGAAGCAUGCCUUAGAGUUCUUGUCCUCUGUACCCACUUUCUCAAGGAAGCAGCAGCCUUUGGGCUUUGCCUGGCGGAAAUUGGUGACAUGAUGAGUAGACAAUUUACAGGGAGGGAUGAAGAACCAAGUGAGCUCGAGGUUGUUUGCAUCGAGGCAAGGAGUCUGAUAUCUGAAAGAGAAGUGUUCCUUCCUGAAACGGACAUAGAUGAAGAACAAAUUCAGUUUGAUAUUGACUGUGAAGAGACUGAACCUAUCAUGUCCAAGCCGCCCAGUUUCUAUUUUGGCUUUCGUGGGGGGAGUUCCAGGAACCCUCUUUCAAAGCUAGAUGAGAGUUUGGAGGAUGAAGAGGAAGAAUAUGAGGAUAAAAACGACGAUUGUGCAUAUAGUGCGAAGGGCAUAUUUCCUGUUAGCAGACGAUCUUUUAAUGCGUCAAAGCUGUCUUUUUCACUAAAAAGCAUCAGUCUCACCGGCAAAUCUCAGCGCCAUCAUGGUGGUUUCCUGAAGCGGGAUAAGAUCAUUGGAAAAAUUAACAAUAGCGGCUGCGAUGGGGGUCUUCAAGGAUGGAGCAGGAGCGCAAACGAGCAGCUGACAGUUAGUGCAAGCUACGUGAAUCUUGCAGACAUGGGUGAGGAAGAGUGGGGAGCAUUCCUUGAGAAGUUCCUGGAGCUACUGCCGGGCUCUUUCCGUGGCAGGAAGUGUAGGAGUGCUGAUCAGAAGAAGAGGCUGGGUACUUCCUGCCAGUUUUGAGUAGGAGAUAGAAGAGGAGCAUGUGACAUGAAGGAGCGGCUGCUUUCUUGUUUUCAUUCGUUUUCCCAAGUAGUUCGUUGUUUGUUGUGUGCCCUUUGGUUGGUAGUAGGUGUAAGGAAAUUGAAAAUGGGGGUUUUUUCUGAAAAUAAAGCCAUUGCGAUGGGAUCUCUCUGGAUGGUGUGCCUAAUCUGGAGGGUUGAGAUGAUAGGCAAGAUGGAGUUGACGUUACAUCUGUAUAUAUAAUCUUAUGCCCAAGUUUGAGAGCCGUUUUAUCUUGAAGGUGACUGGUGGUGAUGGCUUGCCUUUUGUUUUUGUUAAUUUUAUGUUUCCUCAGUAUAUUACAUGCUAUCAAUGAUCUUGGUACGCAGCUGUUGAGCCAGAAAUCCAAUAUAUUUGAGCAUGUUGGCUUUAUAUAUCCUGUCUAAACAUUCAGUGCCAAUGGUUUGAAGAA
Molecule: messenger RNA, 2422 nt
Organism: Phalaenopsis equestris
Lineage: Eukaryota; Viridiplantae; Streptophyta; Magnoliopsida; Asparagales; Orchidaceae
Product: phosphatidylinositol 4-kinase gamma 5-like
Exons: 1
Coding region: 25-1971 (648 amino acids)
Source: RefSeq, a predicted model, not a curated record